This is a messenger RNA of Oryzias latipes (Japanese medaka), 6520 nucleotides long. RefSeq names its product GLIS family zinc finger 2b (gene glis2b). Gene Ontology annotation, cellular component: nucleus. The record is from RefSeq and is a predicted model, not a curated record. Gene Ontology annotation, molecular function: RNA polymerase II cis-regulatory region sequence-specific DNA binding; DNA-binding transcription factor activity, RNA polymerase II-specific. NCBI's taxonomy places the organism in Eukaryota, Metazoa, Chordata, Actinopteri, Beloniformes, Adrianichthyidae. Gene Ontology annotation, biological process: regulation of transcription by RNA polymerase II.
UCCUGUAGUCAGUUCGGUGUUUUAGGGAGCUGUUGUGCGUUUGCCUAACGCAUCAGUAUCUCUGCAGCCCCGCAAACAUCCGGACGGCCGUCCGUUGCUGCUGCACCGCACAGAUGACCGUGAGGACAGAGCGGGAAAGGACUGGAGCGCAGAGGAGGAGAGUCUGGAGAAAAGCCGGAGACUGCCCAUGGUGGAGGGGCGGAGCAGUAAGCAUGCGCUGAGCUGGCAGGCUCUGGGCUGGUCCUGACGGGCUGGCUGCUGGGCUCCAGGCGGCUGUCUGUGCGCGUCAGACGGUGGCGGAGGGAGACUACCAUCCACACUCUGCGUCUCCUCGAGAAGUCCGAAGAAACGGCGAAAGCGACGCGGAUAGCUGCGAAGAGACAGCAAAGUACAGCCUCUGUCGACAUCUGGAAAAACACCGAAGAAGGAGACGUGCGCCCCCACCCCUCUAUCCCACACCCCGCCGCCAACCCGCCCUGUCUUUUCCUCUCCACCACUUCGUGCCAUCCCUCUGGUCUGAGCUGCCCCCCCUCCUUGGAGAAUCGCGACUACCUAAAGGAAACCCCUGCUUGACCAGCGUUGCUAUGAAGCGAUGCUUUGAAUUUUUGACGGAAUCACCUUUUAGCGUCGGUCUUUCCUCAGCAGGAGCAGUUCAGCCUAUGGAUUUGGGUGUUUACACUUUUUUGCGCGUUUCCACUGGUAUGAUAUGAUAACAUGCAACAUAUGAUCCUGAGACAAGAGACAGAGCUGUCACUGCAAAGACUUUUCUGCAUCUAACAACCAGCUGUCACACACGAUGGAUUUUAGUUUAUGUUUGUUUUGAAGCUUCAGAUCAGUGCUGACAAUGGUCUGAGAACAGACCUAGUAAUCAUUUUCCAGACGUGCCAACUGCAUAUUGUUAUCAAAGAAAAACUGACAAGGAGUCUCCUGACACCGACACAAUCUCAGACCAAGGACUGGAGAAGUUUGUUCCUUUGGAAGCGUGGAUCAAGCUGGAGACACCCCGGUUAUUUCCACGGAAUUUUGGCUGUGAGAAGAUGCCAACAGAGAGCGGCAAGUGCUGCCAAGGCAGACCUAACAAGGCCUGUGCUUGAGGGAAACAAGGCCUGAUCACGGAAAAGCUGCAGGCCCCAAAGCAGAUCAAGGCUUAGGAAGUUUGGACUUGGGAAGGUUGCAGUCAUGCUAUCCCUGGACGAGCCUCUGGACCUGAAGCUCCCGCGACGAUCCAAUGGAAAAGACAGAGGAGCACGUUCUUCUCCCCUGUCGCCGUUAAACGCCAAGCGCGUCCGCCAACUCCACAUGACAGAUGAUGGAACCGCAAUAAUAGAGCCUGCCUCACCCCCGUCCCCACACUCAGGUGUGCAGGUGGUUCCUCAUGAUCGAACAGACACCCCGACCCCCCCUGCAGUGGACCUGAGUAUGUCCCCCUCCUCUCGCCACACCCCCAGCUCUCCAGAAAUGAUGAAUGGCAACUACCUCCCCUCAGGAAAUUCUUACUUCUCCCAGGCAUUUCAAUUCUUUGUUCCAAUCGGAGCCAGAGCAGGACUUCAUCUGCCAUCCUCCAUGUUUAUUGGCAAGACAAACGACAAGCGAGCUUCCCCGGACCUUUCGGCGGAUGAGCAACUGGCCUGCCGCUGGAAAAAAUGUCACCUGCUUUUUGACUCCUUACAAGACCUGGUGGACCAUGUCAAUGAUUUCCAUGUCAAACCAGAGAAGGAUUCUGGGUACUGCUGCCACUGGGAGGGGUGUGCUCGCAAAGGAAGGGGGUUCAAUGCUAGGUACAAAAUGCUUAUUCACAUUCGCACUCACACUAACGAGAAGCCCCACCGCUGUCCUACCUGCAACAAAAGUUUCUCGCGCCUGGAGAACCUCAAGAUCCACAACCGAUCCCACACAGGUGAAAAGCCCUAUAUUUGUCCUUACGAGGGCUGCAACAAGCGCUACUCCAAUUCCAGCGACCGCUUCAAACACACACGCACGCAUUAUGUGGACAAGCCCUACUACUGCAAGAUGGUGGGCUGCCUGAAGCGCUACACAGACCCCAGCUCGCUGCGCAAGCACAUCAAAGCACAUGGCCACUUUGUGGCUCAGGAGCAGGCGGCUGCGGGAGGGGUGGGCUCCCUGCUGAAGGGAAGCCAGAGCGGAGUUCUUGGUGGUGCGGGGGGUAAGGAUUUAGAGAUGCCCUAUGUUAGUGGGGCUCACAUUAUUAUCCCUGGAGCUGCAGCCGCACUUCUUGGAAGCCAUGCUCUGCAGGGGAUCGGUGGUGCCUUGCCGCUUUCCCCUCUCAAUCCCAGACCUCUGGACCUCAGCACACUGGGUAGCCCCAACUCCCCCCCUUGCAGUUUUGGAGGCUCGUCUAUCCUGUCCUUCAACGGCUCCCAUCUGGGCCUGGCUAAGUCCGCCCUGCUCCCCCCAGCGUUCUCUUCAGCAGCCCUGGGCAUGCCAAUGGCCCCGGUGCUGUCUGAGCGCAGGGCCCAGCAGCUUCAGGCGACAAAAGGCAGAGCAGGAGAGGCAGAAGACGAGGUGACUGGAGGGGCUCUAAACCUCUCCACUGGAGGGUCUCAUGAUCCGCUGUCUUGGGUGGUCAUCUCCCCUGGCUCUGUUGUGCUCAAGCCAGCUGUGGUCAACUGACACACACACACACAUUCCAGAAGAGCUCAGGGGGUUGGGAAAGAAGAGUCAAUAACAUAGGGAGGGUAUGGCCGGUCAAAGAUGAUAAAGAUGGGCUUGCACAAUCAAAUCUGGGCAAUGCAUAGAGGAGAAAUAAUGCAAAAACCACACAAAAGACAAUGGAUGUCAGAAAACCUAAACAAAUGUAAGGAAAUAAGAAAUGACCAUACAACGCAAGCCUCUUUGUGAGUUAGAAAACAAAGCUUGAGGCAUAAGAACCAUUUAAUGUCCUGUAUCUGUAUUACAAGGCCACUGUAUUACCACAGCCUGCUCUUUACUUUUUCACUUUCCUACAAGCUCACAAAAAUGACAGUCCGCAAAAGUCCGCAUUCAUCAUACAGUCUUUAUACGAUUGUACUUUGACAGUGUGCUUCCAGCUUAGCAGGGAGAUACGUACACCACAAAUGAAGCCCUUGCGGUGACAGGUAGAUGCGAUAGGAAGACUUCUGUUUUUUCACAGGCCACUGUGAUUAAUACGAUCCAGACAAGCUUGCCAAACCAAAGCAAGUGAACUCAGCCUGUCCUGUGUUUGAGCAGCGGGCGGGUAGCCCAACGCAGGACUCCAUAUUGUCAGCUGGUAUUAAAAACCUCAACACUGCUGCUAACCUCUCUGCUCCUCCAGUGCAACAUGAACUGGAAAAGAGCACUUUUUGACAAUCUGUCCCCUACCCCAUUUUGGGGAGAGUGACCAACACAGACCAGCCUAGUCCACCAGAAUGUAUGCAAGCUGUGCAGACUAGGGGCUUUUAGGACACUUCACAUCAUCUGACAUCGACCCAUCCUUUUUUCUGUUUGUCAUAAAGUUUUAGGCUCUGGUGCAUAAGACUCCCCCCCACCUCUGGUCGGCCACCGCAAACAGCAUCUUUGUUGUUACGUACCGAACUAGCACUGUCCUGUUCCUGAAUUGUCCAGCUGCAUUCCUAUAAUUGAAUCAACACAGCCAGUUUGUGUAUGAAAGGGGCCCUUUGGCGAUAAACACUACUGUCUUUUCAAUUGAAAACUAAACCCACCCAAAGCAGCAGCCGUGGAAGACAAGUGGUGUUCAAAAAGAGAUCCAGCUUCAGUUUUGCUGGGGGUGGUGGGGGGGUGGGGGGGGGGGGGUAAGUAUGAUGUUGAUGUGGUGCCUUAGAGCAGUGGGGGGGGGGGUAUGCACUUGCUGCCUACAGCUGGACUGAAAAGGAAGCUAUAGCCUGUUGCAAACUGCCUCGUUUCAUUCUGUCCAAAGGGCAAGAAAAGGAAAAAAAAAGCAUUUUCUGGGAAAUAACUCUCAAGUCUCUUUUAAGCUGUCAACAUGCACUUACUAUAGACUCUACUUGUUUUAUAAAAUGUCUCUUUAGUGUCACGGUUUUGGGGGGGAAAAAAGUGUUUUCUCUUAUUUGAUGUCUCUACAAGUGUCAAUGUUGUUGUGGGAUCAUUCCAGAGUUGUGUUACAUUUGUAUGAUGUUGACCGUCAUGUUCGCAUAAGAAUAAGGAGGAGGAGCAGGAGAAAGAAAUAGACGUCUCUCCUCGUCCUAUCUGCUUCAAAAUAGCGGUCUUCUUUUUGCCUCGCUAAUUUUUUUUAAAGGGGAUCCAUUCCCUUCUUGAUGUUUUACGUUGUUGCCAACUUUUUUUUUUCUGACGAGACAUUGUUGUGAUGUUGAAGUUGCUUCUUGUGCUCUGUGACGGCUGCUCAGCAAUCAGCUUUCUGCUGCCGGGGAUGAGUCUUUGAAGGAGUUUUAGUGAGGAGGGGUAGAUCUUUUUCAGCAGUGGUUUCAGAUGUGAGGUGUGGACACAAUUCUAAAAUGUAUGAACUUUUUAAUCAAAGAAAUUAACAAUUUAAGAAAAAAACUCAAAAUGUCAGUGGUGAAUUUAAAAAAACAACAAAUAAAUAACCAUCUGACUCCAGAGAAAGGUUCUAAAAAAACCAAAAAGACAUUUGUUAUUUUUUUUAAGAAUCCCUACCCAAGUCUUGAAUAUUCUACUGUUAGUAACUUUUUUUGUAACAUAUUUUUGAGUAUCUUACAGAAAAUGGCUUUUAAACUUAAGAUAUAUUAAUAUUAUUUACAACAAAUUGUUAUUGAAAUAAAAAAAUUUUAACCUCCUCUACAAUCCUUACUUUUCUGGCCAUAAAGAAGGAAAAUGUUCAUUUUAUAGCUGUAAACAAAUUAGUUUUUUUUACAUUUGCACUUGGUAUGCAAAGAAAAGUUCAUUACCAGAAAUUGAAAUAUGUCACAGUUUGUAAUAAAUCAAUUUUAAGUAAAGUUUUGGAUCAAUUAAAAGUGAUUUAAAAAAAUUCUCCUCUAUCACCAAAUGAGUUAGAUGCUCCAAAGAUGGUGAGUAAAUCUGUAAAAUUUAAACAGUUGCCAGAAUUUACAAUCUAUUUGACUUAAUCUGAAUCGUUUAAUCAUUUAAAAAGAUUUUUCUUACUUGUGCCAAACCACUACCUUUUUUCUUUCGAUGAAUAACCCGAUUAAAACGUUUCGUAAAGUUUUAAAAGAUGUAUUCACGAUUACUACCUUUUGAAAUAUCAAGUCAUGAUGUUUCUUCUCACUAAAGUUAUUACUUAUUGACAUUUUAUAAUUUAUGAGCAUUUGUGAGCCCACUGUGGGAACCACUGCUGAGGGAGUAAAAGAAAAAGGAUUACGUUCAGAGGGCUAAAUUAUGUCAUACAGCGAAGAUCAAAUCAUUUGCUAACUACUUUCCUUUUCUCUAGUCUUUAUAUCAAAGUGAAAAAAGACAUCAUAGAGUGAAAACAAAGAUGACUAAUGAGGGUGGGAAAACGAAGAGAAAGGCUAGGUUUUAAUAAAUAAGUCAUGGUGGGAAGACAGGGAGAGAUAGGGGUGGAGGCUGUCUGCCAGCAGAGGAUGGCUGUGCUGUGCUGCCGCUCUCCAUCUGCUACCCUGCAAAUGGCCCUUUCAGCUCUGAAGUCACUGGCUGCAGAGCGGCAGCCACUCACAGGCACACCAGCCUGCAGGAAACUAGGCCACUGAACUCUAUCUGCCCUCCUUCUUUUGCAGAUUAAGGCCAAAAGGCUCAAUUUCUACACCUCCUGGCAACAAAGCCUUUUUAACUAAAGAUAGGUCAAAACAAACCAAAUUCAGAGUUCCGAAGCUGUGGAUGAACGAACCGGUGCGUGAUGGCAAACAGGUGUUGAGAGCCGACACUGCUGCCAUGGCAACAGCGUCCUCCUCCUCCUCAGUUCAUCUCUCCGGAAGAGGAGGGCCAGACUCAGAGCGGCAGCAGAAAUCUGAGAAUGACACGGAUCCUGACACGGUCCACACAUUUUCAAUAUUAAAUAAGCUGUAUGACUCAUUAACCCUUUGAGCUCAGCCUGUAAUGAACUGCACUUUCUUCCCUCCUUGUGGAGUGAAUAGAAUUGGUUGAAAAAAUGUUAUUUGUAAAGAGUGGUACAUUCCUUUGGAGAGUUGAAAUGACAACCUCACUUGUUACAAAACUGAGAUCCAGAACACAAAGCGGAACAGACCAGGUCACCACAGGAGGCCACGUUGUUUCAAAGUGCCACAGUGUUGCACAAAGGGUUAAUGACAAGACUAAGGCCACACAAGGCCUGUACCAAGUUAUGUUUUUGCACAUUUGUGAAAUAUUAUGUCAGUAUUUUCAUUUUUUUUCCAAGUGCCUUUUUAUUAUAGUUAAAUACAGAAGUUAUACACUAUAUGAAACAAAAAUGAUUAUAAGAAACUUUAUAUUUUUUCCUGACAUCAUGUUCUGUGUUUUAACAUGCAGAGUUUUAGAGUCGUAAAAGUCUCCAGUUGGUACAACCUAGGUGUGUUCUCCUGUUUUAGAGGAAUUUUAUUACAAUAUUGAUAAUGUCAAUGAAAGCAAAAAUGUUUAAUAAAGUUGCAUUUGAUAU